Symbiodinium natans is the source of this 5898-nucleotide messenger RNA. NCBI's taxonomy places the organism in Eukaryota, Dinophyceae, Suessiales, Symbiodiniaceae. The record is from the annotation of a GenBank genome assembly.
AUGGCAGGGAAACUUCUGGUUGACGAAGACAAGCUGCCCCACGCCGAGUUGCCUGGUUAUGGCCACACCGCGGUUGUCAGCCCCGAUGGCCACUGUAUGCUGGUGUACGGCGGGUGGGUGGCGCAGGAGAACGUCUCGCGGACUCUGUGGUGCUACAACAUGACGGCCGACAAAUGGCAAGACACGUCUGCCACCAACUCUCCAACGCCGCGGUUGGGGCACAGCGCGGUCAUGGCCAACGACAACUGCAUGUACGUCUUCGGUGGCUAUUUGGGGGCUGCAAACUCUUCCUCAGGAUACUUCGUGCCGCAAGUCGCCAACGACUGGCAAUGCUACAACGUGCAGACCAACGCCUGGACCGAAAUCACUCCGACCGGCGAUGUCCCGCUUGAGCCCCGCUACCAGCACACAGCCGUCUUGGCCCAGGACUGCAUCUACAUCUUCGGCGGUAUCAACGGCACCCAGUUCCUUUCCGAACUGGGGUGCUUCAACAUCGUCAGCCACGACUACACGCUGCUCGAGCCGGGUACAGGACGGAUGAACCAUGCUGCUGCACUGGCGCCUUCCUUCGACUGCAUGGUCGUCUGGGGCGGGCAGGGACAAAACUGGAUGCUCGUGAAUGACGGAAGCACCGUCGAGUCCUACAACUACAAGGAAGGCGCCUGGGAGCGGCGGAACGUAACGUCCCAGUACCCCGAGCCUCGGGCCGGCGCCCGGGCCGUGUACGUUCCGCAGUGGGACGCGCAGCUGUUCUUCGGGGGCUACCUGAACGGGGUGUUGCAAGCUGACUUCUGGGUUUUCGUGCCCGGGAACACGACCACCUCCACAACCACCACCUCUACCACCUUCUCGACGACAACCUCCACUUUCACGACAACGGAGCAGGCGCAGAAUAGCUGGGUGCAACUUGAGCCCGUCGGUGGCAAUGGGCCGGUGGGCCGCGACAUGUUCUCCAUGGUGCUCCGCGAAUCCGACGGCGUGGUGCUGGUCUUCGGCGGGUUCUCCUUUAACUUCACUUCAGGUAUCGACACGAUACACGAUGACCUUUGGCUGUACUCGACGCAGGGAAACUUCUGGUUGCCGAAGACGAGUUGCACUUCCCCGAGUUUUGGUCACAGCGCGGUCCUCAGCCCCGAUGGCCAGUGUAUGCUGGUGUACGGCGGGUGGGUAGCGCAGCUGGUUUUCUCGAAGACUUUGUGGUGCUACAACCUGACGGCCGAUGCGUGGCAAGACACGGGCGCGACCAAUUCUCCAGCUCCGCGGUUUGGGCACACGGCGGUCAUGGCCAGCGACAACUGCAUGUACGUCUUCGGCGGCGACCUGGGCCCGCCAAAUGUCUCCACAGGAGGUUAUGUGGCGCAGUUCGCCAACGACUGGCUGUGCUACAACGUUCAGACCAACGCCUGGACCGAAAUUACUCCGACCGGCGACGUCCCGAUUGAGCCCCGCUACCAGCACACGGCCGUCUUGGUCCAGGAUUGCAUUUACAUCUUCGGCGGCUGGAACAGCAGCUACGUGCGGCUGCCCAACCUGGAGUGCUUCAACAUCGUCACCCGCGAGCAGACGCUGCUGGAUGUUUCAGGCAUCGCGCGCACGAACCAUGGUGUGGCACUGAUGCCUUCUUUCGACUGUAUGAUGGUCUGGGGCGGGACGGGCCCGUACUUCUCCACGCCGGAUGUGGACGACAGUGUGCGUUGCUACAACUACCAGGCCGGCAGCUGGGAGUUGCGAAACGGCACGCUGGAUCAGUUCCCCCAGCCGCGGUACGGCGCCCGGGGCGUGUACGUUCCGCAGUGGGACAUGCAGCUCUUCUUCGGCGGCUACGGCUUCCAGACCAUGCAGUACUACAAUGAGCUCUGGGUCUUCCGGGCGGGGCCCACCACGACGUCCACAACGACCACCUUGACCUCCAGCUCCACGGCAACAUUCACGUUCACAGCCACGGAGCAGGCCCGGAGCUCUUGGGUCCAGCUGGUCCCGUACUCCGGGGCUACGCCUCCGGCCCGGCGGUUCCACUCGGCAGUCUUCACCAAUCGAACGGGGGUGGACCUGAUGGUGGUCUAUGCCGGCCACGAUGAAACUUCGUUCCUCGGCGACCUCUGGCUCUACGCAGUGCAGGCCAACCUAUGGGUGCAGAAAGCAUCGACGGCCAUACUGAGACUUGGGCACACGGCUGUGAUGAGUCCUGUCAACGACUGCAUGAUCAUCUUUGGUGGGGAGACGACCCCCGGCCUCGUUCACCUCAACGACCAGUGGUGCUACAACACGUCGGCCGAUUUCUGGAGCGAGAUAAACGGCUCGUCGGGGUCAGCUCCGUCGCCACGCGCCCACCACCGAGCGGUCGUUAAUGCCAGCGGCCUGGUGUUCUACUCCGGCGGGUAUGCGCAGGAUCUUCACGUGUUCGAGAUUCACCGCUACUCCAUUCAGGACAACUCCUGGAGCGGGUCGCUCGCGUUGGGAAAUCCUGGGCUCGCGCCACGUCACAGCCACACGGCAGUGCUGAUUGGGGACUGCAUGUACAUCUACGGCGGCAGGUGGGAAACCACGAGCUGGCCCAAUCUCGUCUGUUUCAACGUGCAGACUUCCGAAAUGGUCUGGCUCACUUCCAGUCGAUCCAUGUGGAGGCAUGCUGCGGCGUGGGCGCCCCAAGCAGACUGCAUGGUUCUCUUCGGUGGCAUGGAAGGGGACCAGCUGCACUACAUCGCGGAGGGACCGAUCUGCUACGCCUACUUGGACGACAGCUUCUCGGUGCUUCCCCUCAGCAACCCCCUUGUCUAUCCGGGUGUACGGGAAGGCCUCACGGCGGUCCAUGUACCGGAGCCAGAGUCAGUUCUGGUCUUCGGCGGAUACGAUGGCACGAACCCAUUGAAUGAUCUCUGGAGCUACAGAGCCCUCGUUCCGACGACGACCACGACCGCGAGUGUCUCAUCCUCAACCUCCACGUCCUCGAGCACUUCAUCCUCAACGCUUACGUUCACGACGACCAACACCUCGAUGACCAGUACCUCGAUAUCCACGUCCUUGACAUCCACAACUUCUACUUCCGAAACGGCCACCACAUCCACGGGGACGUCAGUAACAUCGACCUCCACCCGGACGAGAGGCACCAAUGUCACGGAGGCGUUUCUGGUCUUCGAAGCAAGCCAGGCUCUCGUGAUGGAGCGCGCACUCGAGGAGGCCAAGAAUUCUUCGCAGGUGGUCACGGCGGUCAGUCUGAAGGAGUACGAUGGGAGCGAGCUCCUGGCAGCUGCCAUCCGCACGGAGGAUGUCACCGAGGAUGUCGUUCUCGAGCUGGAAACGGCGAGCGUGGCCAUCCCCGGCGACCUCUCCGCCGGAUCUGCCUCCCUGGCCACCCUGGGCGAGGGUGGCGAUGUCUACAGCCUGGUCAACGACUCCCUGAAUGGCACCGGCUUGGUCUUGGCCUCGCCUCCCCUGAAGAUCGACCUCUGGGACGCGAACGGCGACCCCAUCAAGGGAGAGCUGCCUGCGCCGCUGAAGUUUAACCUCACAGCCGGGAAUGCAAGCGACGACCCCGGCGCCGCAUGCAUGUUCUGGGACGAGGACCUCGAGGAGUGGUCAUCCCGAGGCGUCAGCACGCUCGCGGGGGGGGAGGAUGGCAGCAUCGCCUGCGCCACCACGCACCUGUCCCUCUUUGCCAUCAUCAUCAACACGAUUAUCUCAACGCUCGUCUGCUCCAACGCGGCCGCGAUCUUCUCGUUGGAGGGGCUCCAGUCGCUCCUGACUGUGACGUGGAUGACGCAGCUGCCUUCGAUCCUGAACUGGACCAUGAUCACCGUCGGCAUCGUCCUCCUGGCCAUCGCAAGGAAACGCGACCGCCAAGAGCAGCAGCGCCUCCAAAAGUUGCAAAGAACCGUCGAUGCCUGCGCGCUUUGCCGCGGGCAUCGGGAGAAAGAGAACCAUGGCGUUGUCGAGGACUUGAAACAGAAUUGCACCGGGAUGCUUAAUCUCAACCUGACCAGAUCCAUCUCGUCCGUCGUCGUGCGCCACAAAACAGGGGUCAGCCUCGAUCAGCUGGACCGGGUACACCGACUCGGGGGAAGAACAGUUACCCACGACCUCGCCAAGCUCACGCUGAAAUCGUUCGAGCGGAUGGGUUGCCUGUCCAAGCUGUUUCUCCUGUAUCGCAUUAACUGCCAGUUCCUCCGCGUCCUCGAUCCCCGCAUGACUUCCACCAGCUUGCAGCGCACCGCGGUGGUCAUGGCGCGGGUUUACUCAGGUUGGGCCGUCUCUGCGACCUUCUACGGUGCGACAUCUCUGGCCCCUGACCAGCCAGACUGCGAGCCCAAAGAGGGUCUGGUCGAGAAGAUCGUCCGCUCUGUGGUUAUCGCUUGGAUCACGACUUUGGUGGGCGCGAUGCCCCUGGCAGCGCUGAUCGCCAUUGUGCAGAAGGUUUUCAUCAUUCCUGUUCGCAUCCGCAUGGUCUUCUUCUGGACUUUCCUCAUCGCCUACUUCGUCCUGUGCCUGAUGGUGGUCUGCAUCUUCAUCGCCAGUGUGAGUCCGUCAGACAGCGAGAAGUGGUUCAUAUCGUCCUUGACGAAUGUGUUGCAGGCCACCUUCCUGUCACCUCUCCUCAUCGCCUCGAUGAUGUACGUGUGGCUGCAGUGCCGGCAGUAUCGGCGCUACUGUUCUCAGGCCGUCGGCAAAUGGCAAUCCGAGUCGGACUCGCGCCGGGAGGUUCGGCUGGAGAAUAUCUCCCUGACAGAUGCUGCACUCAAGCAGCUUCUGGGCGUGAAGAGUCUGGAUCUAGCACGCGUGGCCGUCACUUGCGAGGUGGCGGGACGCGAGGAGGUGGUCACCCUCGAGGAGAACAAGGGCAGCUACCGCUCGCCUGUGCACUACAAGCUUGAUCCAAAUCAGGUCCUCAUCAUCUCUGUCUACAAGGUGCAGAUGAAGAGGCUCGAUUCCCACCUGUCUUCCAAAGCGAGCCUUGUGGACCUUGCGGAGUCAGGGGGGGGCGGCGUCGAUCACAGCGGUGAGAGCAGGAAGCUCGUGGCCUCGGCCUUUGUUGAGGUUGGGCAACUGCAGGAUGGAGGCUUCAACGGGGAGCUGCCGCUGUACGGCAUGAACAAGAGGAAGCUGAAGGUGGCGAUGGAAGCCCAGGUGGCCUCGUCCAGGCCGGGUGAAGCGUUCCAGCAAGAGAAGCCUCGAAUGGAGCCGGAGAACAAGGCCCCAUUGCUCAGCCAGACGGCGGUGACCGUGGCAGUGGAGAAGGACGAGAUGGAGGACGUGCUCGAGGUCGUGCCGGCCUCGGAAAGUCCCAGCGAAGAUGAGGAAAGCAUGGAAGUGCCACAGGAGCUGAUGAAGCCCAUCCUCAUCAUGUCACUUCAAGCGCCCGAUGGGUCCACGGAGAUGGAGGAGGAUGAGGAGGAGGAGUGUCGACAGGCAGAGCACCUGCAGGCCUCCAGCCACUCCGGAAUGCAGAUGAAGGAGGGCUCGGUCCAGCUGGCGAUGCCGCCGCCCAUGGAGGCCUCCAGCCACUCCGCACAGCAGAUGACGGAGGUCUCGGUCCAGCUGGCGAUGCCGCCGCCCAUGGAGGAGCCGCCGUUUCUCAAGCCGGACAAGGUCCCAGAGCCUCCGUCCCAGGCGACCUUGGCCAAUCCGCCGGUCUUCAGGAAGGUCGGGAUGCAGUCGCCGAAGAGCAUCCUCCCCGAGGCUCCGGCCGCCCUGGACUCCCGGAAGGUGGUGACGGCACGAACGCCGCGGACGCAGCGGCCCAACGAAGGGGAGGAGGCCGGUCGCAGCGUCCGCGAAGAACUAGCAGAGCAGGCGGCCAAAGAUCCUGACCUUUCGGACCUGAUCAAGGCUGCAGAGAACCGCUUCCGCGGGAGGAGCCCCACACCAAGUCCAAGGGCUUGGCCCACGCAGACUGGCACCUGA